ACAAGCCCCCCCUAAAAAUUUUGAACGCUUGGACAGUUUAGAAGCCCCGGAGGCUUCUAUUAUGGGGGGGGGGGUUAUUAUCUAAUGUAACCCGGUGGUCAAUUUACUGGCCGAUGCAUCUAGAUUCAAAUAAAUGCUUUACUCAAUGCAACACAUAUUCUUCAAUUUUUUUAUACCAUGAAGAGAGAUAGACAAAAAGGUUAAAAAUACAAUAAUUAGUUUCUCCAAACAGACUUACUAGCUCUCUUCUAGUUUCUCAAAAGAUGAAAAAUAGCAAAAUUUAUCCUUUUAGUUAUGUUUGGUCUUGAUUCUGUUUUUUUUUUAUUAAAAGUUUUAAAUCGUAUUUUUAUCUUAUCCUGUUAGAAACAGGCACAAUUUGAAGUUCAUAUAAUGACGUCAACAAUAUUGAAUUCUGGCGACAAUGCCUGGAUGCUGACUUCGACAGCAUUAGUUUAUAUGAUGACACCAGCACUGGCUUUUUUUUACGGUGGUCUUGUUGAAAAUAAAAAUAUUCUUAAUCAAUUAUUUUUAUCAAUAGUUUGCAUGGGUAUAGUUACAGUACAAUGGUGUCUAUUUGGGUAUAGUUUUACAUUUGGUCCGGGAAAUAAUGCAUUUGGAUCAUUUCAGUUCAGUGCAUUACGCUAUCCGUUUAAAUUUUAUGAUGAAACCAAUAAUUCAACAAUUUCCCCGUUAACAUUUGUUUCUUAUCAGUCGGCAUUUGCUGUUAUAACGCCAGCAUUAAUUAGUGGUAUGAUAUCUCAUCUUCUAAGAAUAAUUUUACUCCUCUCCAAUAAGUAG
Messenger RNA from Didymodactylos carnosus, 798 nucleotides. NCBI's taxonomy places the organism in Eukaryota, Metazoa, Rotifera, Eurotatoria, Philodinida, Philodinidae. The record is from the annotation of a GenBank genome assembly.